UAAAGCUCGUUACAAAUUGCAUUCCUGGAGAUAUUUUUGUUGACAAAAAUGUAGCGGGUGUUUAAAAAUGUUUUCAGUUUAUAGACUAAAUGAGAAAUAUGUGUGCUUUGCUUGAUGGUGUUUAAACAUGAUAAUUCUUCAUAGACAACUGCUUAAAGUCUGGGAGAGCAUAAUGCCUGAAAGAGCCAUUUCCCCAACAGUGCACCCUUCCGAAUUUUCUUAGUUCAAAAGAGUUCAUUCAACGGGUUCAACAAAGCAUUGAAAAUGGAAGAGAUGCUUGAAUUGCUGUCAACAACAGAUGCAGCAGUAAAAGCGUUAGACAAAUCUAAUAGAUCACAAGCAUCUUCAUGCAGCAGAUCUUCCUCUGGGUCCAAGAAGAAAAGUUUUACAGAAAUCCCAGAUAGUGGGAUAGGUAAAACAGAAGACAAAUCUCCUAGAACUUUCCCAUCUCAUUCUAAAGAGGUAGAUGAGUUAGAUAUUUCUCAACAUAGUUCAGACGUCAGUACUACUGCCAGUGAUGUACUGAUAAGAUCUACGACCGCUGCACGUGGGGAGAGGAGUGUGUUAGAUGACAAGAGCUUUCAGAGUGUGGAUAACACAAGUAACAUCUCAAAGUGUUCCAAAUAUUCAUUUGGCAAGGAGAAUUUCAAUAGUUCUGGGCCUGUGAAAGUUAAAGUCUCAUCGAAACUGCUGAGGGAAAUCAAAUCUCCUUAUGAAAGUCCACGGGAGGAAGUAAAUGAAGGAAUUGAAUCCCCCAAAAUUCAGAAUGGACAACCAGAAGGAGCCAUUAUUAAAAAACAGAAUACAAGCAGAGAUGCACAUGAACUUUCAACUGGGUCCCAAUCAAGUUCCAGAGGGGGAGACAACCCAGGAGUAGCAAAACAUUUUAGUCGACCAAACUCAGCAACAUCAAAGUCUUCCACUGGAAGUAAGUCAGGAUCUGUGAUUAAAGGACCAACCUCAAAACCAGUUCAAGACUCAAAAACAGGUGGGCAGCAAGUUUCCUCCAAACCUGUAAGUAACAACCGUAAGGACAUUAUAACUCUACAGAGCACCCCACAAGGCAAACAGUCCAGCAAGCCAAAGAGGGAUAGUACAGGUACCCCAGAAAAACCACAGAAAAAGGGAGGAUUCCCACAACCAGCCUUUGUAGAAAGACACACUCCGGAGAAAGUUCUUAGAGACAUGAGAGCAUUGAAGGAUCAUGAUGACAAAGGCAGCUACUUAGAUGACUUUAUCAAAGAGCAAGCAGAGAGUCAAGAUAUGGUGCCUGAAAAAUUAGUUACAGAGUCAGUAGAGACCAGCAUUCAUAGUGCUACCAGCAGUCAACCAGAGAUAGUGACUGUGCCAGAGAGGAUUGUCACGGUCUCCACCCGGAGUUCCCUCUCCUCAGACAACUCUCUCAGUGACUCAGGCCAGAUACUCACCAUUCAGGAGAAGCUGGUCACAAUAUCAGCACCCCUAUCCAUGGAGGAGGAGUCCACAGCCAGUCAGGAGGAAGACGAGAAAAUUCCACCCAGACUGCCAGAUAAGUUCAUUCAUUACACAACAAAGCAUCACAGUAAUGGAUUGAAGCAGGGAUCUGAGAGCAGUGGAACAUCCGUGGUGGAUCAUCCGUCAGAUUCUGGAGAAAUUCAUGUGGAAAAAUUCCACCUGUCAGAGAAACAACGGCUGAUGAAAGAAAAUUUUACAAAGAGAUUACAAGGGGGGCCUAAGAAAAGGGUGGUUCAGCCCAGACUUAUAGGUCCAGCUGCCAAGACUUCGAAGAAGGAAUCCAACAGUGUGAGCGAUCAAACCACAGAGUCCCUGACUGCUGCUGUGGCUGCUAGUGCGGCGAGUGCUGCCAUUGCCGCCACACAACCAUUCCUCAAGGCACAACAGGAGAUGGCUAAUAUUCUGAAUCGAAUUGCCGGUCUCCAGUCUGGUGUUGCCCCACCACUGAAGGGGGAGUCGAAGUCUGAAAGAGUGGUUGAGCUAGAGAAACAGCUGGCAUCAGUCACAGAAAAGAGAAUACAGCACCUGGAGAGGUUAGAGGAACACCAGGUGGCCAUGCAGGCAAAGUUAUUAUCACUAUCAAGAACGCCCCAAAACAGAGGGGAAGUACCUCGGCCGAAAUCUCCCACAAUCCGCUCUCCUUCAAGGAGCCCCCCAGUGCAGAGAAAGAGAGAGUUUCCCCCAAGACCUAUAACAAAGAUGACCGUCCCAAAACCGGGCCACAGUGACUACAACCAGGAACUGUUCCAGGACCAUCAAUCUCCAGAGACCCCCAAACCACGGGGCAACCCCCCAAAACCACUGUCAUUUGAAUUCAAAAACAAGAAACAGCAAUCAACUCGAGGAAUUUUGGAGGAAAUUCUGGCUGCUGAUGGAUCCCCUCGCAGGGAUGUGCCGGAGCCCACAAAGUACCAGGAUAAAGACAAACUGAGAGGAGAGUGUGUUGAGAAGUCACCGGCUGUAAAAAGGGCCGAAAAACUGGUUCAUCAGAUUGAAGAUGUCAAAGAGAAGCUGCAACAUGAUCUUGCUGAUGCAGAGAACAUGGAGAAAGAUUUGGAGGAAAAGAAGCUCAAGGAUAUAGAAUAUGAAAAAAAGCUGAUGGAAAAGCUACAUGGUCCCUCCCCUCUGGAUCCUUAUUUGCUUCCCUCCAAUAAGGAUCUAAGGAGUCCCUACAAGAUGAUUCCAGGUCAGAGUAAACAUGGUACCACAAUUCCCUCCAGCUUCUCAGAUGCUGCCCUGACCCUUCAACAGGUCAAAGAGAACAGGGCCAUCCUGGAGGCGAACCUGGAGGCCGUAUUCAGGGCCAGGCAGGAGGCAGAAGUCUUCUCCAUCAUGGAGAAUCUCUAUCAGGAGGGAAAUAAUUCUGAUUUACUGAAAAUCAGAAAGAUGGUGGAUAAAAAGAUAUCUCUUCUACGAUCCCAAGUUGAGAGGGAAGUAACAGAUGAUGUGAUAUUAGCUGAGCUGCAGAAAAAAGAUGCCCCAGUUCUUAUAAAGCCUGCCCAGUCAGGUCUGACUAAGCCUGCCCCAUAUGCCCAGAGGGCCACAGCAAGGGCCAGAGCAGGGGCAAAAAUUGACACUGGGCUCAGCAGGAUGAAGGGACCAAGCUUUGGACCUCCGCCCAGCAAAACUUUGAAAGGGAAAGAAAACAAGCCAUCUACUGCAACCGCUGCAAUACACAAACCACCUGCUGCAAAGCAGCCUAAGAUUCGACCUGUGGUAGAGGAUGAGAACUACAUGACCAAGGUUUAUGGGAAGGCUUCCUAUCAAAACAAGAGAACCACAGUCAAAGACCCCUACCUUCACUACCAGAACGUACCCAAACCAAAGCCCGACAGGCCGGCAGGUGCCCCUGACAUGUCCACGGCUCGUUUGGUGAAAUCAUCAAAGACUCAGACUGCCUCAGGAAUAAAGCAGUUUUACUUCAGCCCUACACACGGCACUUAUAUCCCUGUCACAUCAGCACAACACGCCCCAAUCCAAGGACAGUUAGUGCCCAUGGCAGUACCCCUUGGAGACCCCAGGAUGGAAACAGGACUUACCUACUCUGCUUCACCCCCUCCUGGGCCCCUCACUACCUCCACACCAGCCUCUCAGCAUCCCAUGUCGGCCCUCAAGAAUGUGGCCAUGAUCUCUGUCCCUGUUGAAGAUGACCUCAGAAGACGACCCGAACCAGAACUUGGGAAACAGGUUUUACCAAGUGUGGAUAUUGACAGCAAUUUAUCAGAGGCUUCACCAAUCCCGAAAUCCCGUUCAAGAUCCAGGUCCCCCGAGAAGCCCAGAUCUCUUACCCCAGAGAGAGAUGUCAUGAGUCGGGCCUCUACACAACAUGGGGAGGUACAAAUGCAGUCUCCUCAAAAGUCUCCCAGCAAGAGCAGGCUAGAGGUCACCUUUCACAGAGAGGAGGAUGAGGAAACUCUGACUGAUGUUUCUGGUGAUCUGAACCCGGAGGAUGCCCCAGGGAUUGCCCUGCCUGGGUAUCAUCCUCCAUCCCCACCCCCAGUGGAGGACAGACAGCCAGUGUUUCCCCAACAGAGGCUACUGGACCACAUGCACCCAGUUGUGUCUGAUGUGUUAGCAGAAGACAUUCGAAGACGAGAUGAUAUAGAGAAGAGAGCGGAAGAAUGGUUACAGCAGGAGCUGCUGGCUAAGAUGAUUUCUGAAAUCUGUCCCACUGAGGCAGAAGAAGAACCUGCUUCAGGUCUUCCACACUUUGUGGAUGAAGACUCCAUACAAAGUGAGGUGGAAGAUAAAGAACAGUCAAUGUUUGUAAUGGACUCUAUUGGAAGAGCUGGGAUGCAGUUGUUUGUGGAUGCUGGUCAGGCUGUUGACAGUGACCUUGUGAAUGGCCUGAUCCGGGAGGUCUUAGUGGAGAAGGUCGUGACCUUGCUAGGUCAGCGACCUUCAGAUGAGGAGCAGGCUGCUGAGCAGAGAGCAGUCCCCAAAUUGUCAGCUGGGGUCGAUGAGGACAAGAUGGGAACCACUGAACCAUCCCCAAGGGAGUAUCUGUACAGUCCAGAUCAGAUAGAGACCCCACAGCCCACCCCUAAAGCUACCCCCAUAGCUUCCCCGGUGAGGGUUGUAUCCCCACCGGUCACUCCAGAAUUAUCCCCAUUACAGUCUCCCAGACGAGAGGUGAGGAAAGUGGAGCCACCUCCAGAAUUCACGAGGCCACCACCCCAGCCAGAGCCUGAGUCUGAGGCAUCCGAGUCCCUGGAUCUCAGUGAAGAGCUACGAAUUCUCCAACAGAAAUUGGUGUUACCUGUGACAACACAGUCGUUAGAUGAGGUACAUGACAUUGAGACACCUGUGCCCACACCUGUCCCAGAAGAACCCCCACAGGAACUGCUCCCAAUGUCCCCACCCCCACCCACCCCACGACCGGUGGAGUCUCCACCAAAGGUUUUGGAACCCCCACCUCAGGUCGAAGUGAAGAAAGUUGAGCCUCCACCUGUCCAGGAAGUGACUGUUAGUAAAGAACCAGUGAAGGUUACAGAGGAAUCAGGUCAGAGUCCGGAGCCUUGGGGAGACCCAGGGUCGCCCCGCCCAGAGGAAAACCCCGAGUACAGGGACCCAAUGGAGCCUGACCAACCAGAACCAAUGAUUCUGCCACCGACAGAGACCAUUAAGGAAGAGAGGCGAUCUCCCUCCCCCAAGAGACAGAAAUCUCCAGUUCGCGAGCCAAGCCCCGCGCCCUCUCUGCCAGAGAGUGUUUCGGAGUCCUCUGUUUCUGACACAAUCAACCAGAGUGUGUCCGAGGGUCAGUGGCUCCUCAACAAGAGUGAAGGGGAGGUGGCUGACUUCCCCAUUGAUGAAGUAACAAGACAGAGAGCAUUGGAAAAGGCACUACGACUGAGGGCAGAACAAAGCAUGGCCAGCACACUCAAAGAUACAUCAGAAAUCCCGGAUGAGUCCACCGAGUUUCCGAUCAGUGAGGGAGAGUUCCAGUAUAACCCAGCUAUCCCCCCAGAGAAGGACCCGGUCCUACUGCUGCUGUCUAGACUCCAGCACGGACCCAUCCACCCCGGGCAGCUGGACAUGACGUCCGCCCAGGUGUCCGAUCUACUGGACCAUACAGGAGACCUAAGUGUUAGCCAUCUUAGAGCCUCUGUGGAUAGAAGUGUAGGGGAAAUUAGGCCAAAGAAGCACCGCACGCAGCAUGCCUCUCCAGAGAGGGAUUAUGGGAGAUACGACUAUGGCCGACACCUGAGAUCUCCCUCCCCUGACCAGGGGAGACAGUCACCCAGCAGGGGGAGGGUGUCCCCAGGGUAUUACGAUUCCCCCGGGAGAAAGUCCCCUCAACCUCAGUAUGAAUAUGAUGAAAAUGGCCGUAGAUCUCCCAGCAAAGGUAGGGCAUCUCCUAAUGGAAGAGUCGACAGAUAUGAUAGACCUCCCAGUCGCGGAAAAGAGUCCCAAUACAGAGAUGCUCCGAACAGACAAUACACCCCCGAGAGGGAUGGAAGAGAUUCUCCAGAGAGAGAUCGACGAGAUGGAAGGUACUCUCCCCAGAGGGAUCCUCGAGAUGGGAGAUAUUCUCCACAAAGAGACGCAAGAGAUGGGCGUAAAUCUCCACACCGAGAUUCACAAGGAAGACGCUCCCCUCAGAGAUCCAGUGUAGAAAAUGGAAGAACUUCUCCACUGAGAGUAUCUUAUGAAAUGGAUCUGGAAGACAGAGAUGCUGAUAGAUAUAUUAUAGAAACUUCUACUAUGACUAAGAAGACAACCAGAACCACUCAUGGCACCCCCAGCCGAAGAACCCCAACCAGAUCCUCCACCCCAGGGGGAGUGUCCUUAGGGGGCAGCCUCACCAGCGGAAGGAAAUCGCCAAUAAAGUCAGCCCUCAAAAAGCCUCCUCAAGCCACCAAGUCACCAGGGUUACCUGACAAGUCGGUCACCAUGACAGGACCAAGGACCUACCCACUGCCAGGGUCUGAGGACCCAAGGACUUCGCAGAGUAUGAGUGAGAGAGGAACUCGAGCCUUCACCCCUGAUCAGAUGAACAUGGAGGAACUGUUACAGUCCGGCUACCUGUCCCAAACAUUCAGUCAGUCCUCCACUGGAAGAGUUCCCUCCCCUGAGUACCGACAGCGACAACUCAGCCCGACUCGACUCGGCAAGGAGAAGAAGUCCGUAGGAAUGACUUACUCAUUUGAGUCGGAAGGAGGUGCUGCAGACUCGUUUAGUGAGUCAGAACUCAGAAGACUGGCAGACUCGGAUUCUUUGAAGAUGUCCGUGACUUUGCCAUCAAUGGACGAUUCUGAAUUUCUGUAGACGUGUCAUAUAUAUUAGAAACUGAUAAAUGCAUUUUAUUAGAGUUAAGAUCUGAGUUUAGAAUUAAUAUAUGGAUUGCUAGGAGUCUCAAUUUAUUGAUGUAUAUUUCUUUUUUUAUUUCUUUUCUCUAUUUUAUCUGUAUAAUGCUAUAUUAAGAAUAUACAUGUGAAAUUAAUUUUGAUCUGAUUGUAAUUACUAAGCAUAUUUAGUUGUAUAUUUGUAUAAGAGUCUCAAAAAUUAUUUUUUUCUUGUGUUUAGACAAAGUUUGAAGCUGUUGUUGAUUCCUUUUCUAAAAUAGAGUAAGAAAAUGAUGCUAGCAUGUAGAGGAGAUCUGAUAUAUCAUGUACGUGUACAUUCUCUGUUUUCUGUGAUACAAGCUUCUCUAUUUAGAUGCUGUCCGUCCAGGUUGUUUUACAAAUGAAAGGGGAGUUCUAAUUAAUGAAUUUGUAAGAUACAUUAUAUUUAAAUUAUAAAAGAUAUGAGAACAUGGAUGAUAUCAUCUUCAUAAGGUAAGGGUCAGAUUUGUUUAUUCUAUAUGACUGGUGUGGAUGGGUUGAUAUUUACUCUCUGUGUAUUCAUGUCAUAUAUUCUGUAUGGUACAGCUAGUUAUUCAAUAGUGGUUUAGAGAAUAAAUGUCAUUCAACCAA
Molecule: messenger RNA, 7409 nt
Organism: Magallana angulata
Lineage: Eukaryota; Metazoa; Mollusca; Bivalvia; Ostreida; Ostreidae
Product: TALPID3 protein-like
Exons: 31
Coding region: 265-6762 (2165 amino acids)
Biological process (GO): smoothened signaling pathway
Cellular component (GO): centriole; ciliary basal body
Source: RefSeq, a predicted model, not a curated record